This is a messenger RNA of Gamsiella multidivaricata, 381 nucleotides long. RefSeq lists its product as uncharacterized. The transcript has a single exon. Gene Ontology annotation, molecular function: glycosyltransferase activity. Gene Ontology annotation, biological process: protein N-linked glycosylation. NCBI's taxonomy places the organism in Eukaryota, Fungi, Mortierellomycota, Mortierellomycetes, Mortierellales, Mortierellaceae. The coding region runs from base 1 to 381 and encodes 126 amino acids. Gene Ontology annotation, cellular component: Golgi membrane. The record is from RefSeq and is a predicted model, not a curated record.
AUGGAUAUCCAACUCGAGCAAUUUGUCGAUGAUCGCUACUCGCUCCUAAUCACAAAGGACUUGAAUUUCAUGAACGCGGGCGUCUUUAUGCUCAAAGUCAAUGACUGGUCGCGGUCCUACAUGCGAGAGAUUCUAUCCAAGAUGGGCAAUGGAUCAAGUGAACAGGACUGGAUGAUCAAGUUGUUGGGGGAUCCCAAUUUUGAAGAGCAACAGCAUGUCAAGUACCUCCCGCAAUGCAGUUUCAACAGUUACUGGCACGUCAAGAAGCUAUACGAAAUGUACCGCCCAGGUGAUUUUAUGAUCCACUGGGCAGGCCAUAACUUUGACAUACAAUCGUUCAACGACUGGCGAAUGGGUAGAUACAUUAAACUGCCGUUCUAA